AUGAAGAUACUAUCUCGUGAGAAUUAUGUUCAUGCAAUGUAUGUGGAAGUUUCUAAGGAUUUGAAAAAUGUCCUUAUGAAAGAUCUCAUGCGAAAAAUUGAAAGCAUUGCAUUUCAGAAGCUGGAGAGAUGGAAGGACCAUGGAAAAGUCGUUAUGGUGCAAAGGUCGGUUGUUUUCCAUGUAAAACUGACUUUACCGGUUCACAUUUGUUCAGUAAUCAGCUUCAAAAAUGAUUUAGACUAUUUUCUCAUGUUUUGGGAAGAAAAUGAAGAUCAGAAGCAAAGUGAGUCAAACGAUCAGGUUGCAAUGCCGAGUGUAAACAUUGUUAAUGUAAUCAAAACUGAGGGAGUAGUGAGCUCGAAUAAUGCAUCAGAUGAAAUAGUCCAACCGGUAAGGGAGCAAUCGAAAGCUGAAAUAUCAACAGCAUUUGGACCAGAUACUGCAGCUUUUUUGGGUACCGGACUUUUUUUCAGAGGUUUAGGGAUUGUACGCAAUAUGCCAAGUUUCAAAAAACUGCAAAAUGUCCAGUGUUAUUAA
This is a messenger RNA of Thelazia callipaeda (thelaziosis nematode), 537 nucleotides long. The record is from the annotation of a GenBank genome assembly. NCBI's taxonomy places the organism in Eukaryota, Metazoa, Nematoda, Chromadorea, Rhabditida, Thelaziidae.